AUUUGGCACGUAUUUGGUUCUGUGAUAUGCUUUAAUUAUAUUUGUUUCCACAUACAUUUAAACUCCACAAGUUAUCUGAAUAGAAACCGCAGUACAUAACCAUUCAGUUUCACUUUAACAAAAGCAACAAUGUGGUUAAUAUCAGAGCAAGUCAAGUAAAGUUUGAAUUUAGAAUUUUCCAUCUACAUACAGAGGGAUUCAGCGUAUAUCAGUUUUUUGACUAAGCCAGCAAUGUCUGUAGAGGGUGUAGAGAGUGUGUGGGUAAAAUCAGAGCCUCAGGAGGCCGCUGAUAUGUGUUCAGACGAGCAGGCCGCGAGCUUAGAGACAAGAUGCGAGGCGGAUGUGGAUGUCAAGAGAGAGCCUUUAUCGGACACCGAACACAUUAAGGUGGAAAUUGAGGUGGACAUUUACCCGGAGCUCUCUAAUUCUGAGGAGUUUGUGUGUUCAGACACAACUCAAUCUGAAGGCCAAAGGACACAACCAGACUCAAAAUCUGUAAGAAGAAUACGAAGUAAAAGAAAACUUAACAAUUGUAAAACGAGUGAAAAUGACAAGAAAAAAACAUACCCAAUGACAUCUCGGUGUAAUAUCGACUUGAGCAAAAGGACGAAAAUAAUUUCUUUGCGUAAGCAAGGCAAGAAUAUGUCUGAAAUUGCGAGGGAGACCGGCGUAAAUAGGAAAACGGUAUCCCUCUGGGUCCACCGUUACCAACAGAAGAAAUCCCUGCGCGACCAGCGGAGAUCCGGCAGACCGAGCCUCAUAGACGACUCGCAGCGGCAACUCAUGAUCAAGGAGUUUGGAGAGAACGGGUUCAAGUCGACGCAUCACUACGCGAUGUUGUUCGGCACCAGUGUGGACACCGUGCGGCGCGUGCUGCAUAGCGCGGGGCUGCGCUGGCAGAAGUGAGGAAAGAACGGACACUACUGCAUCGGGAGUGAACACGAUGGCUCAAACUUGUCGACGGCCCCCAGAAGCUUGUGACGUCACCAGGCACCGUACCCGAAUGGCAUUUCUGCAAUCCGCAAAAAUGUAGUCUGGCUCUGUCGCGCCAAUACGCAAGAGCGAUAGAGAUAGAUAGCUACGAAAGAGAUAUUACCGUGAGCGUUAGUACAUUCGGUUACGCACACAGAUGAGCUAUGUAUCGUCACCUAAAAGGAUGACAUCAAUGUGUGACGUCAUCAAUAGCAAAGGAUAGGAUAUAGAAUUCAAACUUACCGUGACGUCUCACUGUGACGUCACCUGAAGCCGGUACCUACACCGUCAGUCACUUGUCAUUUGGGAACGGGACACUUCAGCAGCUAUGACGCCACCAGACCGAGAUCCAACUGACGUCACCGAUAACAAAGGAUAGGACUGGAAGUUCACUCACCCGUUGCGUACGCAGGGUCACUUGAAGCGGGUACCUACGCCGUUAGUCACUUGUCAUUUGGGAAUGGAAUACUUCAGCAGCUAUGACGUCACCACACCGAGAUCCAACUGACGUCACCGAUAACAAAGGAUAGGACUGGAAGUUCACUCACCCGUUGCGUACGCAGGGUCACUUGAAGCGGGUACCUACACCGUCAGUCACUUGUCAUUUGGGAACGGGAUGCUUCAUCAGCUUGUGACAUCACC
Molecule: messenger RNA, 1614 nt
Organism: Leguminivora glycinivorella
Lineage: Eukaryota; Metazoa; Arthropoda; Insecta; Lepidoptera; Tortricidae
Exons: 5
Coding region: 232-906 (224 amino acids)
Source: RefSeq, a predicted model, not a curated record